CGAACGGCUCUCUUCUCUGCUCUUCUCCUCUCAUCACGCCGCUGCCCUCUCUGCCAUCUCAAGAGCCCUUCACAUUCCAAGCCCCCUCCUAUAUACUCUCUGCCUUCAUCUCCCUCCUCCUCCUCCCUCUCCGACGACUGCGCAAGGAGAAGGAAGGAGAGAGAGAGAUGGCAGUCCAAUGGAAGCCGAGUUGUUCUUUGAGGAGCCCACGUGCUCCAUUACUGACACCCUCUUCAUCGUUUCCAUCUUCAUCAGCUUCCAUGCCGCUCCUCCUGCACAUGGAAAAAGGAAGAAGCGGGCUCAGCUAUCGCGGCCGCCGCUUCGUCGUCCGAUCGAGCAGCGGAGCCGGCAGCGGGAGUCUGGAGAGCGGAUGGCAGCGCUGGUGGCGGCCCCCGGAGAAGGGAUUGGGGACGUCCGACGUCAGCCUCAGCGAUGUCCUCUGGCCCUCGGCAGGUGCGUUCGCAGCGAUGGCGUUGCUGGGGAGGUUGGAUCAGGUGGUGGCUUCCCGGGGCCUGUCCUUCACCAUUGCUCCUCUGGGGGCUGUGUGUGCCGUGCUGUUCACUAACCCUAAUGCUCCUGCUGCCCAGAAGUACAACGUGUUCGUUGCUCAGAUUGGUUGUGCAGCAUUUGGGGUACUAGCUCUAGCAAUAUUUGGGCCAGGAUGGUUGGCAAGAGGAGCUGCUCUUGCUGCAUCUAUGGCAUUCAUGAUUGCGACUGGAACUACCCAUCCUCCAGCUGCCAGCUUGCCUAUCUUGUUCAUUGAUGGUGCCAAGUUCCAUCAUUUGAACUUUUGGUAUGCCUUGUUCCCUGGUGCUGUGGGCUGUGUUUUUCUAUGUUUAAUUCAAGAGAUGGUGACUUUUCUGAAAAGGAACUGCAAAUUUUGACAAGAGGGAGUAUGCUUUCACAACUCUCGUGUUCAGCCCACAACCCUCCUUGUCAUAUGUAUCUUAUCUUUCCCAUUGACUUUCUCUGCCAUAUAUCCAAUUGAAGUCAAUGUUUCUGACAUUUUGUGCUCUUUUUUCAUCCUCUUUGCCAAUGUAAGAUGUCAAAUUGAAAAAUAUAAUAUAUCAGGAAUAAACUGUCAA
Messenger RNA from Musa acuminata subsp. malaccensis (wild Malaysian banana), 1085 nucleotides. The record is from RefSeq and is a predicted model, not a curated record. NCBI's taxonomy places the organism in Eukaryota, Viridiplantae, Streptophyta, Magnoliopsida, Zingiberales, Musaceae.